UAUAUGACCCAUAUUUGACCCAUCCAUAUCACCCUAAAGUGCGAAUCGAAAUAGUCUUCAAUCGUUGCGAGAUUACUUAUAACAUGCGACAUUAAUAUGCACAUUCGUGAUCGAGCGAACAAUCGGUGUAUUAUUUAUUAUUGAGCAUCUUCACUAUGCAAAUUAUAAACCUCGGCGAUUAUCCGCCGAUUAUUCGACAUCUUCCUGAUGAUCGUUUAACGAGUUUGCAAUCAAUAUUAACGCGGAUUUGAAAUUAUAUGCGUAUCCUAAAAAUGGCCUCGAAUAAGCUUCGGACAAAAAGCGUUGCGAUGAUAAAAUGAAAAACUAAUCACAUUUUCGUUGAUAUAAAUUCAUUUGCAUUUAUAAGAGGAUAAAACGCAUUGCUUUUCAUUUAAACGCUAGAAAAUGCAGAGAUAUCAAUAAAUAUAAUCGAGCUGAAAACAAUUUCAAUGGAAGUUCCGAAAAGAAAAAAGAAAUUCUUUCUUAAAGUCAAAGUCGUCAGAUUUAAUUCUUGUCCCGUAAGUUCAAUUGUUUCCUUAAAAAAUGAUGAAAAUGUAGAGAUAUCAGUGAACAUAAUCGAAUUAUAAACAGUUUCGGUGGAAGUUCCGAAAAGAAAAAAAAAAAAAAAGGGAAACGAAGUUCUUUCUUAAAGUCAAAGUCGUGAGAUUUAAUUCUUGCGUCGUAGGUUCAAUUGUUUCCUUAAAAAAUGAUUAUGACAGUGGUACACGUGAUAGAAAAAUCUAAAUAGCAGUUAGCAGGCCAACAGGAAAUAUCUUCCGGCAAUCAAGAUGGCCACCCAUUCAGAUGUGCACGUGAUGGGUCUUAGGAUUGUUUGUUUCAAAGAAAUAAUUCAUGCAAUGAUUACACGCGUUGAGGAAAAUUCAAGUAAUAGGAGGUUAAGAUCAAUCUAUACGAUAAAAUCAGCGAAAAACAUGGCCUGAACCGAAGCAUUAUUAAUAUUUAAUUUGAAACACUUUAUUGGAUCGCUGUAAGCGAGUUUGAUUAAGUUUUUCUGGAAGCUGAAUUUCCGGAAGUUCUGAAUCUGACGCGGAAGUCUUUCCCGGAAACCAAGAUGGCCGCUAAUUUAAACAGUAUACGUACAGUCUACAUAUAUACUACAACAGUCUACAUACUUACUACAACAGUCUACAUACAUACUACAACAGUCUACAUACACAAGAGGCUCCUUUUUUAACUUAAAGAGCUGAGAUAUUUUAAUAUUUCGCAUUGAGGAAGCUAAAAUGGCCGUCAAUUCUAAAUAAUGUAAAAUUCUCCUGCCUUAAUAAAAAGUGGACGUAAUGAUUGAAUAUACCCUGGAAACUGAAACAACAUAGUACUGGCUCAAUUUCAAGGCUAAAAUCCACAAAAGGCAGGUUUAUUUAAUUUAAAAACCGUGAAUUCCGUGUAUCCUGCGUCUUGGCUGCGAAGCUUCCGGAAGUCCCGCGGAGCGGCGCGGAAUUCCUUUCAGCAACCAAGAUGGCCGCCAAUUCUAAAUAAUAAAAAAUACUACUGCCUUAAUAAAAAGUGAACGUAAUAACUCCAUAUGCCCCGUAAUAUUGAAACAACAGAGAAACAUUGGCCCAAGUUCAAGGUUAAAAUCCACAAAAGGCUCGAUUUUAAUUUUUAAAUUCUACUACCAUAUUAAAAAGUUUUUAAAUUCUACUACCUUAUUAAAAAGUGGACGUAACAGCUGCACAUGCCCCGAAAAAUUGAAACAAUAAAGUAAGGGCCUAAUUUCAAGGUUAAAAUCCACAAAAGGCUCGUUUUUAAUUCUUGAAUUCUACUACCUUAUUAAAAAGUGAACGUAACAGCUGCACAUGCCCCGAGAAACUAAAACAAUCUUUAUUAUUGCACAUGCCCUGAGAGACUGAAACAAUAAAGUAAGGGCCCAAUUUCAAGAUUAAAAUCCACAAAAGGCAAGUUUUUACGACUUAAAAACCGGGAAUCCCGGGUAUCCUGCGUCUUGGUUGGGAGCUUCCGGAAGUCCCGUGGAGUGGUGCGGAAUUUCUCCCGGCAGCCAAGAUGGCCGCCAGUUCUAAAUAAUAUAAAAUACUACUGCCUUAAUAAAAAGCGAACGUAAUAACUGCAUAUGCCCCGUAAUACCAAAACAACAGAGAAACAUUGGUCCAAUUUCAAGGUUAAAAUCCACAAAAGGCUCGUUUUUAAUUUUUAAAUUCUACUACCUCAUUAAAAAGUGAACGUAACAGCUGCACAUGCCCCGAGAAACUGAAACAAUCUUUAUUAUUGCACAUGUCCUGAGAGACUGAAACAAUUAAGUAACGGCCCAAUUUCAAGAUGAAAAUCCACAAAAAGCAAGUUUUUACGACUUAAAAACCGGGAAUCCCGGGUAUCCUGCGUCUUGGUUGGGAGCUUCCGGAAGUCCCGUGGAGCGGCGCGGAGUUCCUUCCGGCAGCCAAGAUGGCCGGCGGGCUUGCCGGCGCGCGAUUGGCCGUCCCGAUCUCGCUUUCCUAUCCGGUCGCUUCGAUAGGUCAUAUAAAUGCGAGGAGCCGCCGCCGAUCGGUUCAGUUUCCACGAAACGAACGCUGCGGCCGACUCGCAUAGGAAUGACCGUGAUAUCGCGCGAACACGUGCGAGUAAAGUCCCCGAAAUUCGCGGGCCUCCGAAAGAGGCGAGUCUAACCUCUAAUUAUUUCGGGUCAACAUGGCGACGAAACGUUAACCCGAAAUUCGCAAAAUUUCGUGCCUCUCCGAAAACAGUGCCGCCCCCUCUUCAAUUUGUUAAACUAAUCGUCUUGCAAUUUGCAUCACAUCUCUCCUCAACGAUAUCAAAUGGAUUUUAAAUUGUGAAAUUCAGACCAUUUUUUUUUCUUUUUUCUUUUUCGAAAGUGGUGCUCGAUUAUUAAACUCCGCUAACCCGAAACUCGGAAAAUUUCGCGCCUCUCCGAAAACAGUGCCGCCCUCUAUCUUCGAUUUAUUAAACUAAUCGUCUUCCAACUUGCAUCGUAUCUCUCCUCAACGAUGUCGAAUGGAUUUUAAAUGUUAACAUUCAGACCGUUUUCCAAGUGACGAUUUUUUUCUAUUUUUUUGAAAGUAGUGCUUAAUUGUUCAAGUCUUUUGGUAAGACUUUGUCAACAGCACAAGGGGCUGCAAAUUUAUUCAGCCCGUCUGUGCAUUUUUGGUGCCGAAGAAGAGCGACCGAAGAUGAUAACCAGGGCGAAGCACUGGUGGAAAAUCGUCCUCAACGGCGACUCGAAGGGCAUCCUCGCAGGAUUAGCUGCUCAUUCGGGACAGAUCUCCGUUGGGCUUUCCCAAGGAUUCAGUGCAGUACUGGUUCCAAAGCUUCUCGACUCCCAGUUUGCGACUGUCUCGGAGACAACCUGGAUAGCAUCCCUGGGGGUGAUCUCGAAUCCUGUAGGAGCCCUCCUCGCAGGAUGUACAUCAGAGUGGUUCGGACGAAGAUCCGCAAUUGCCCUGGCGACUCUCCCCCACGCAGCAGGAUGGCUCCUGAUAGCCAUGUCUUCAAAUGUGCAGAUGCUCUACAUAGGUAGAUUCAUUAGUGGGAUCGGCACUGGGAUGGCUAAUGGAAUCUACCUAUACGUCAGCGAAGCAGCAGCACCACACCAAAGACCUUGGCUAGCGAGUUCGGGGCCAGUUUUGGUCUCCUUCGGAGUAUUAAUAAUUUACAUUCUGGGUGCCUUGACAACCUGGCAAAGAACUGCAGCCAUCGGUGUUGGUCCAGCGAUUCUCUCAUUAGCCUUAAUCAGGAUGCUUCCGGAGACUCCAGCAUGGCUAGUUUCAAAGAGUAGGCCAGAGGAAGCGAGAGAGUCUCUUCUCUGGCUUCGUGGUCCUGGCGCAGCCAUGGAAAGUGAAUAUCAAGAACUCUGCGAGUGCAACAUGAAGCGAGAAUGUCAGAAAAGCAGUUUAAUAGACGCACUUCACGAGUCCUGCGUUUGGAAGCCGUUCUUGAUUCUACUUCUUUUCUUCACUCUUCAACAAUUCUCAGGGAUUUACAUCAUCCUCUUCUACGCCGUCACAGUGUUAACAGACAUUGGUGUCAGUGUAGACGAAUACUUCGGUAGCGUUGGCAUUGGUGUUGUAAGAUUAUUUACAUCAAUAAUCGGCGCUGCCUUAGCCAGAAAUUUCGGGAGGAAGACCAUGGCCUGUAUCAGUGGUCUGGGAAUGUUCGUCUCCGCAGUUGGAGUUGCACUGUCGAUAAGGUACAACAUACCAUCCUGGAUUCCAUUGAUCUGUAUCGGCAGUCACGUUGGCUUCUCGAUGAUUGGCUAUUUGACGUUACCCUGGGUGAUGACAUCCGAGCUUUAUCCACUGAGGUUUCGAGGAUCUCUUGGUGGCUUGACGACAAGUCUUGCCCAGUUAUUAACCUUCUCUGCAAUCAAAACAUAUCCAGAUUUAAGGUCUACAAUUGGACUAGAAGCUACGGUAUGGAUAUUCAGCUGCUCGAGUCUUCUCGGUGCAGUGUUUGCCUUGACUGUGCUUCCGGAGACACUAGGUAGGAGUUUGGAACAAAUAGAAACAGCAUUUUCUCAAGAAACCGUCCAUGUUGAUCCAGAGUCACCGUCCAUGAUUGCGGCACCAAAGAAUGUGACACUUAAGAGAUACGCCUCAAUUCUGGAAGAGAAGAAUCUCGACAACACACCCUAUGUUUACGAUAACUACUGCUUCGAUUCAUCUACGGAAGGUUCCACAAAGAAAGAGAAUUGUAAAACUGUAAGCGACAAAGUAUCUAAAAGUUGCCUUUCACUGGAACAUAUGUACCUUUGAGUGAUUAUGAUAAUCACCGAUAAAUUAUGACCAUCGAUAGGGCACUGCUAAUUACAGCAGUUAUUAUUAACCCUUUGACUGUGAACGACGCAUGUAUGCAUCCGACACUUGGUCUACUAUUGCCUGUACAUGUUCAUGAAUUUCGCCGAGAGUCAAAAGAGCUUAGAAGUCAAAGGGUUAAAUAAGGCAAAGUGCGAUUGAUCAAAAUCCUUCUACGCAAGAUUUGCCACGACUCAACUACUGAAGAAGAUUACCUUUUAGAUAUUGAAUCGACCGCAGAAUGAAUCUGCUAAAAUUAUUUACGAGGUACACACAUCACAAAAUCCUGUUAAUCACGGAUCAAAUUAUAAUCAAGAGAGGUUAUACUUUGUCAUCGUUACGAAGCUAAAAAAUUCAAGCUACUGUGAUAACCAAUGAAACCGACAAAGUUUUCAAUAUAACUUAUAAGGCAUUGCAGAGCAAAGAUCCUUAUUCAUUGUUGAUGAUUCGUUCUCUCAGGAUUGUUUGUACACUCAACAAACACCAGUCAGUAUUACAGAUAUUCCUAAAUUGUGAUUUACGUAGUGUAGUUAUUUACUUAGGUACUUAGUUUCAAAACACUAGGAACUUGAAAAUAAGACACAUAAUUGGAAGUGACGAGCAGACCGUUCAUUAAUCUACAUUAAUGGAAGCGUCAUUGACAAUUUGUUAUUAUGGUAUUGCAACAUUGAUAUCGUAGGCGGUGAAGAACCUAAGUUAUCAUAUUUACACAUUGCCGAACGAGCGAUGCCUUAUUUUUAAACCAGAAACUCAGUGGACGUAUAUCUUUUUUACGAUAUAUUUAACCUUGUCUCUACUACAAGUAAAAUGUUCGAAGCAUGUAACUAAACAAUUGUAAAUACACACACAUGACUCGCCAAUCCCUCUCCGUAGUAAUUUAAAAUAAAUUAUUUCAUUUCAGUUCUCCCAAA
This is a messenger RNA of Orussus abietinus, 5692 nucleotides long. Its product is annotated as facilitated trehalose transporter Tret1. The coding region runs from base 3162 to 4742 and encodes 526 amino acids. Gene Ontology annotation, biological process: transmembrane transport. Gene Ontology annotation, molecular function: transmembrane transporter activity. The transcript is spliced from 6 exons. Lineage: Eukaryota; Metazoa; Arthropoda; Insecta; Hymenoptera; Orussidae. Gene Ontology annotation, cellular component: membrane. The record is from RefSeq and is a predicted model, not a curated record.